AUGUUGGCCGCUACGCCUCCGUCUGACUCCGCAUCCCAGUUAGACAAACCUAUCAAGAAACGUCUGCCGGGUGCUUGCGAGGAGUGCAGGAGGAAGAAGAGUGACAGCGCUAAGAUGCCAGACAAGAUAUGCACAUCUUGUCUAACAGCUGGUAUUGAAUGCUCUGCUGUUCCUCCACAAGUAAGUGGUACAAUUCAAGUUUGCAGUUAUAUUCGUAUACUGGAAGCAAGAAUAAAGAGACUAGAGAGCUAUAUUCAGGCAGUAAGGACUCUAUUUAUCACUGAGAAAUCCAAUUCUAACGCUUCGCAGCUCUCCCCGGAUGAGGAGGUGGAUCAAAUUCUAUCAAGACCACCACCAAGCCUAGGGAAAAGCUCGUUCAAAUUCAAGAAUCCAGUAGUCCCUGACAGCAAAUUUUCCGACUCAUCAGGGAAAUCUUCAGGUCCUUCGAGUCCCUCAGCGGCUGAAGACGAUAUGGAUAUCCCUGAAGACGACGAUGAUCUCGCGCAUAUCGCAUUAACGGCCCACAUAAGUAGACUUUCCUUGUCUACUGUACAAAAAACUCGUUUUUUUGGUCAGGCCAGUCCAUUCAUGAUUGCGAAGCACGCAUCAACAAUCAGAAGUAAGAUAACCGGUGUUCCUGAUACCGGCUUGGAUCCAGGUGGCUACAGAAGACUGAUUUUUUGGACUAUGAACCCGUGGGAAGCAAAAUACGUAAAUACAUCGGAAGCAUCCUACAUAUAUCCAGAACACGACCUUCUCAUACACCUGGUCAAUCUGUAUUUUGAUAAGACCAAUAGCCUAAUUCCACUCCUCCAUGCACCGACUUUCAUGAAAUCACUUUCGGCUGGACAGCACUACUGGGACCCGUCCUUUGGAAUGACGGUACUCAUGGUGUGCGCUGUUGCAUCAAGGUAUUCCGACGAUCCACGCGUCUUCAGCGAAAUGGAUGCCGGAGCGCCUGGGCUGUCAUCUGGGUGGCAUUUUUUCACGCAGGUUCCAGUGCAUAGGAGACUUCAGUUGUUUACGACAACUGUUUAUGAUCUUCAAUAUUACUUUUUAGCGGCUUUAUACCUUCAAGGAACUUCCAUGGCUCCUGUGGUUUGUAAUAUUGUUGGAAUAGGCCUCCGAUAUGCAUUGGAUAUGGGUACCCAUAGACGGCGAGGAGGGAACCGGCCAACUGCAGAAGAAGAACUGUUGAAACGUGCUUUUUGGUCCCUAUAUUGCUUUGAGCAAAUAAACAACGCGUAUUUCGGGCGCCCGUCCUGUGUUGCGGAUGACGCAUUUGACGUAGAGUAUCCUAUUGAGUGUGAUGAUGAAUAUUGGGAUAUUGAAGAUCCGCAGGCAGCAUUCAGACAGCCAGCUGAGAAGCCCUCUUCCAUAACUGGUUUUAUCCAGUUUAUAAAAUUAUGCGAGAUUCUCGGGAAAGUAUCUAGGGCUUUGUAUACCACCACCAAGAAGUCAAAAAUUCAGUCUGGCUCUUUUGGUCACGACUGGGAGGCACAAACCGUAGCCGAGCUUGAUUCGGCAAUGAAUCAGUGGAAGGAUUCCAUUCCCGAACAUCUUGUCUGGGACCCUCGCCGUCAGAAUGAUUUGUUCUUCUUCCAGUCUGCAAACCUUCAUUCUACGUUCUAUUACGUACAAAUUCAAGUGCACCGCCCAUUCAUGACCAAAAAAUCACCAAUGUCGUUCUCUUCACUCGCUAUGUGUACGUAUGCAGCGCGAUCCUGUGCUAGUAUUCAAGAGGCAGCCAUGUUACGCGGCCUUCGCGUGCUACCGAACACGGUUUUCGGCACUUUUACCGCAGCAAUUAUCACGGUCCUUUUCCUAUGGGGUAGCCAACGUCCAGGAUACGUGGGAGACCCUCACAAAGAUAUGGAAAAUCUUCUUAAAUGCGUUAAUGUUCUGAGCGAAUGCGAGAAAAGAGAUGUAUUAAAGGAUGCCGGUGCUUUGAAACAUCAUCAAUCCACAAUGAGUAGAUCUUUGGAAGGAAUGGAAAGGCAGAGCUCUGAUGUGAUGCCUUCUUUUGCUGCUGGGGACGAUAUCUCGUCAAUGUUCGUCGCCGACCCGAAUCUGCGCAUAGAUGACUGGGAUUUCUACAAGCUCCUACUGUCGCAGAUGGAUCCGUCUUCAGGUUUUGGAGUGUUUCAAAAUAAUGAUACUCACAAUGAGUAUAUCUAA
Psilocybe cubensis is the source of this 2178-nucleotide messenger RNA. RefSeq lists its product as uncharacterized. Gene Ontology annotation, molecular function: zinc ion binding; DNA binding; DNA-binding transcription factor activity, RNA polymerase II-specific. The transcript has 11 exons. NCBI's taxonomy places the organism in Eukaryota, Fungi, Basidiomycota, Agaricomycetes, Agaricales, Agrocybaceae. The record is from RefSeq and is a predicted model, not a curated record. The coding region runs from base 1 to 2178 and encodes 725 amino acids. Gene Ontology annotation, biological process: regulation of DNA-templated transcription; DNA-templated transcription.